CAUGUGUGCCAGCGGCUCGCACAGACGUCCCCAUAGAGACGGGCUUUCUGCGGGCUGGAGUGAUACGGAGGAGCCCGUCUGCUCCGGCGCCGCGCGCUUUACACGCGCUACCUAUUAUUUUUAAAAUAAAAUCCUAAAAAAGGAAGGAGCCCUACGGCCGAAAGCGGCUGCCAUCGAGCUGAAACUGUCCACGUAUAAGCUGAAUUUUUAAAUUGGCUACAGAAAUCGCCCCGGCCGCCCUCCUCCCACUGCGGUUGUCAUGUAGCCAUAGGCCGCGCUGGAUCGGACCGGACCGGAUCGUGCUGUCGGGGGCGACACCUUUUUAUUUCGAUGAGAGAUUACAGCCGCGAGAUCCUGUAGUUUUAUGUAUUUUUCUUCGGUCUUUUCCGUAUUUCUCCACAGCGGAUUCCUCGCGGUACUGAAGGAUGGACGUGGACGCGGACGGCACCCGCAGGAAGACGGACCCGCGGGCCGAGGCAGCCGUGGAGGUUGUGGCUCUGGAGCUGUAUGACUCAGCCCGGGCUAAAAUAGACGCCAAUCUUCGGUGGCUCUUCGCCAAAGCCUACGGUAUAGAGCACAUUCCGGAAGAGCUGCGGGACCCCUUCUACACAGAUCAGUAUGAACAGGAGCACAUCAAACCACCUGUGAUCCGGCUUCUGCUCUCCGGCGAGCUCUAUUGCCGCGUCUGUGCCCUCAUCCUGAAGGGUGACCAGGCUGCCUCUUUGCAGUCACACCAGUCUGUCGUCCAGGUGCUGUCCCGCAAGGGCAUCUACGUGAUGGAGAGCGACGACUCACCCGUCUCCGAGUCAGACCUGGGCUGUGCGCCUAUUAAGAUGAGUGCCCACAUAGCCAUGAUCGAUGCCCUCAUGAUGUCCUACACUGUGGAGAUGAUCAGCAUCGAGAAGGUGGUGGCCAGUGUGAAGCGCUUCUCUACCUUCAGUGCCUCCAAGGAGCUUCCCUUCGACCUGGAGGAUGCCAUGGUCUUCUGGAUCAACAAGGUGAACCUGAAGAUGAGGGAGAUCACAGAGAAGGAGCUCAAACUGAAGCAGCACCUCCUGGAGUCUCCCAGUCACCAGAAGUCUCCCUCCAAAUGGUAUUGGAAGCUAGUACCUGUACGGUAUCGCAGGGACCACCUCUCUGGCCGGCAGUUACCUUACUUCCCCCUGCUGGAGGACCUGAUGAAGGAUGGGUGUGAUUGUGCCGCCCUGCUGGCUGUGGUCCAUUACUACUGCCCCGACCACAUGAAGCUAGAUGAUAUCUGCUUAAAGGAGGUGACCUCGAUCGCCGACAGCUUGUACAACAUCCAGCUCCUGAAGGAGUUUGCCAACGAGUAUCUUAACAAGGGCUUCUACCUGACCAUUGAGGACAUGCUCUACGCUCCACUUGUGCUCAAGCAAAACGUCAUGGUCUUCGUCGCUGAGCUCUUCUGGUGGUUUGAGGUUGUCAAGCCUGAUUUCGUCCAACCCCGCGACUUGCAGGAGAUCAAAGACGCGAGAGCGAUCCUGCAGCCCAAGGGAACCCGCCACCCUGUCCCCAUCUCUAACGCCACCAAGCGCAGCUUCCUGGUAUCGCCUGGAGCACCUGACACUGUGCAGCACACGGAAGCCAGCAGCAGCAGUAAAGGGAGUCCUGCCCUGGGGAACUCGCAUCCUCUGCUCCCCCUGAGGCAGAGGCAGCAGAAAUCCUUACAAGGAGAGGCAGCGUCUGAUAUGAGAAACCGCUCCAAUUCUCUAACUCGAGUAGAUGGCCAUCCCAGGGGCUCAGUGAUGGCCUGGACUGAGAAGAAGCAGAGACCACUGUCACAGCCCACGCCUUACGCCACGGACAGCGACGCUGACCUGGCCUCGGGCGACAGCGUCAGUUUGGCCCGUUCCAUCAGUAAGGACAGCCUGGCUUCCAACGUGCUCAACGUCACCCCCAGUCACCAGUUAGGUGGCCCGGUGUUUCAUCUGGGGCCCCGUGGCAUCAGCGGGCAUAGCCUGCUUGGACACGUGAAUGUGAGGGAUGAUGAGGAGGAGGAGGAGCUGGUGGCCAUCAUCAAGUCUGAGAAAGGACUCGAUGCUGGCUGUGACCCCAGCCGCGAGAACCUCGAUCUCCAGAAUGUCUCCUCCAGGACCUCUUCCGCACGAUCACCCAGGAGGAGGCCGCAGGAGAUCCCCAUUGAACCACAACCUGAUAGCUUUUAUUUAGAACCAUUGAUGCCUGCUGUUUUGAAACCUGCAAAGGAGAAAUCUAUAAACCUCAACAAAGAGGAGGAAUGCGGUGAAGUGAGGUCUCGCAGCUCCUCCCGGAGAGGCACUGAGGGACCCACACCUUCCACCCGGAGGAAAGUCCCCUCAUCUGGGUCUAACCAUGACCUCAAUCACACCUUCACCCCCAUUUCUAGUACAGAGUUUCUUCCUGAACCUAAGGAGCUGCCUACAGAGGGUGGCUCUGGUGCCUUCAAACCGGACGUCAUCAGCAGCAUGGACCUCUCAUCUCGCGGGCAGUCCUGCGGGUUCUUCCUUCAUGCUUCCGACAAGGACGACAGUACCCCUCUGGCAGGCCAAGUGAGGACUAGCCCCUUCUCUAACUCCUUAGCCUGGGAGAUUAGCAAGGACUCAGAGUCUGAAGAGGAAGAGCAAGACACUGAGCUGUUCUUGGCGCGUCAGAAGUGCCUGGACAGGGCGGAAGGGGAGGCAGAAGAGGAAGAGUCGCUCAAACUGCAGGAGGACAUGAAGGUGAGGGAGCAUGAGGACAAAGACGGGGCGAGUGGCCGCUCCAGUCCCUGUCUCAGCACCAUAUCCCAGGCCAGUAGCAUUGCCAGCAGCAGCGCACGCAUGACCAGCUUCGCCGAGCGCAGGCAGAUGAAAGGCGGCGGCCACGAUGCCCGCUCCAGCACCAGCAGCUCGCAGAAGACGACCCCCGACGGCUCCGAGAGCUUCCAGCUGCCACUGACUACCUGGAGGCAGAAGCGAGAGCAGAGCCCUACGCUGCAGGGCAGGGAUGGCGCCAACCUGCUGGCCUCUGAGCUCGUGCAGCUCCACAUGCAACUGGAAGAGAAGCGACGGGCCAUUGAGAUGCAGAAGAAGAAGAUGGAAUCGCUGUCUGCCCGGCAGAGGCUCAAGCUGGGGAAGGCAGCCUUCCUAAACAUUGUUAAGAAAGGCAAGAGUGAUACCCUCCCCCAGCCCUUAAAGUCAGACCACUACUCGAAGGAAGACCAGAAAGUCAAUGGCGAGAAAGAGGUCUCGUCGAAAGAUGACUCUUGCGUGGAAGCGCUGAGGGGGAAGGCUAGAGAGAGGAAUGGGCAGGAAGGAAAGGCCAAGGUCCGAUGGGCGAUGGAAUCUCCGACAUCUCCCAGCUCCCUAGAGAUAGACAACAAGAUCAACAGUGCCCUGCUGCUGGAAGACGGCAGCACAGAGCCGGACCUGAACGAGUGUAACCGCUCCAUCGAGAUGCUGAACGAGGCCAUCAGUGCCAUUCAGCAGCAAAUGAUGCAGCUGUCACUGCAACAGGAUCUGCUAAUGAAACAGAACGUUCAGUCACCCACAGCAGCUCCACUGGCGCCUCCACCGGGUCCGGCUCUUUCCCCAGGGCCCACCCCAACCGGCACCUUCGCCAACGGGAAGAGCAAUGUCGUUGAGCCCAAGAUCCGCCCUGCCGUGCACUUUGUGGAGCCCAUCUCUUCCUCUGGUUCUACUGUGGUCCGCAAACCCCCCAAGCUGAGCUCGGGCCGUGGUCCCCGGUCAAAACCCACAGAACUCAAACUGCCAAAAGAGAGUGGGAAGCAGGCCAUGAGAAUUAUCACCCCUACCCAGAGUGUGGAGACCCUCCCUCACCUGAGGCAGUUCUCUGGGGGCCGGACCCCCAAGGGAGAGUCGGAGGGCAGCAUCUCCGCUAGCACUGCACCUGUAGAGGCAGCCGCCUCUCUGGAGAGGGGCGUUAUCCGAAACAUGACCUUCCGGCUCAACGAUGAGGCUAACCAGCGAACUGCCAUUCCCAGGGAGCCUAGUAAUAUCGAGGAAUGUCUGUUCAGCUCCCUGAAGGAACGAGAGCUGAAUUCCUCCGAUGGUUCUGGGAAGGAGAAUGUUUCGUCCGAGGAAGUCUCCAAGAACAAAUCUCACCUCAUUGAGGUGGAUCUGUCAGACCUCAAGGACCCAGAAGACACUGGCUCAGACAUCCGGGACGUUACGGCUGAUAUUUCUGAUGGAGACCAGAAGUCUGUGCUGGGAUUCUUCUUCAAGGACGAGCAGAAGGCAGAGGACGAGAUGGCAAAGAAGCGGGCGGCGUUUCUCCUGAAGCAGCAGCGCAAGGCCGAGGAGGCCCGGAUACGCAAGCAGCAGCUGGAACUGGAGUCGGAGCAGAAACGGGACGAGUCCAGGCGAAAAGCAGAGGAAGACCGAAUCAGGAAGGAGGAGGAGAAGGCCCGGAGGGAGCUGAUCAAGCAGGAGUACCUGAGGCGGAAGCAGCAGGAGAUGAUUGAGGAGCAGGGCCUGGCCAAGCCCAAGAGCAAGCCUAAGAAGCAGCGGCCCAAGUCGGUGCACCGGGGAGAGUCCAGCAGCGAUACCUACUCCAAGUGCUCCUCGACCCCUGACAACUUGAGCAGUGCCCAGUCUGGCUCCAGUCUCUCACUGGCCUCUGCCGCCACUACAGAAGCUGAGAGCGUCAAUUCCGGGGGAGCCGGCUCCCAGCGGGGUGACUCUAUUGACUCUUUCCCGGUGCUAAGUCGGAAUGCCAGCCGCAACACCGAGCGGGAUUGGGAUAACGGAUCCACAGCCUCCUCCAUUACAUCCGUGGCAGAGUACAGUGGCCCCAAGCUGUUUAAGGAACCCAGCGCUAAGUCCAACAAGCCGAUAAUCCACAAUGCCAUUGCUCACUGCUGCUUGGCUGGGAAGGUCAACGAGCCCCAGAAAAAUUCCAUCCUUGAGGAGCUGGAGAAGUGCGAGUCAAACCACCUCAUGAUCCUGUUCCGGGACGGCGGCUGCCAGUUUCGGGCACUGUACUCCUUCUUCCCUGAUACUGAAGAGAUCCUUAAGCUCACUGGCACCGGACCCAAGUGCAUCAGCAAGAAGAUGAUUGACAAGCUCUACAAGUACAGCUCAGACCGCAAGCAGUUUACGGUCAUCCCAGCAAAGACGGUGUCUGUCAGUGUGGAUGCUCUCACCAUCCACAAUCACCUGUGGCAGGUCAAGAGGCCUGUGUUAUCCAAGAAGAGCGUGAAGUGAGGCUGCGGGGUUGAGCCCUGUUCAGUCCUCGCUCCUGGAUAGCCCACAUUGACAUCCAUGCUGCCGUGCUCAUGCAGAACCCGGGGAAACCAGUCGCACGCAAAGACCGUGGAGAACUCAGGAGCCCUGCUGUGACACGGAAUCCUGUUUGCCGUCGGGUGAGCGCACGCCGUCUGGAUCUUAAUGUGAUCUCUUCAGGGCUGCUGUCUGUUUCACUCCGGCUUUUCUCACAGUCAGGCCUCUGCAUGUGGAGUUUUUUUUCCUUUUUUUCUAACCGGUGACUUUUUAAAGAAUUCGGCUGUAUUCAUGGGGCUCAUCUUAUACAUGCAAGGAUCUGAGAUCUGGGCAUCUACUCGGAAAGAUGAUUGUUGGCAUGCAUCGAUAACGACAGGAGAAGUCGUGACUGUCAUCCUUCCAAAACUGUCCAAAAAUAUGCUGCUCGAAACUUUACUGAGAAGAGCCUGGACAUAUGUAGGUCAUCAAGUGCUGUGGUACUGUCCUCUAUGUAUUCAAUGCUUUCAACUACAACAGGAAUUUUAAUAUGGUUUCUCCUUAAUUUUAUUUGGCUACGAAAGGGAUGCGCAAGACCUGUCAAUGGUGGUUUGCUUUUUUCUAUUUAUAUGUGGUAUAAAUAUUUAAAGCAGGUGUUACGUGUUCAUAACGUAAAUCUAACGUUGUUAGAAGUAGCAAUGUUUCUGCAUUUGGCUCAGUAGGAGAGACAUUCGAACACAUUUUUAAUGCUUUUAUCAUGCAAUGUAACCAUAAUCAACACUGACUGUCCAGCUACGGAUUUUUUCCCCACUUUUUGAGGAACGUGCUCUGUUAUGAGGAGUGUGUUACUGAUAGUACUAUUUAUUUAUUUUUUGGGUGACAGUAUUUAAUAUAUUCACAAUGGCUAACUUGUUGGAUUGCUGUUUGAUUAUACACUAAUGCAAAUGCUCAAACUCGCUCUCUGAAGGUGCGUAUGUCUUGAGAUGUUGUCCUCUUUCUCCCUCUCUCUCUGACAUUCAUGCAGAUAGCUCCUGUGCUCAAGUGUGCCUCGGCAUCCCAUAAUGUUACCCUGUGUCAUUAAUUUCUGGUCAGAGUAGAAAGGAAAAUGGCAGGAAAAAAGCGAUCUCUCAAAUCAAUGUAUAUUCAGGUUCUUUAAUUGCUGGACCCCAAAUCCACUACCAAAAACAUACAGGUCAGUUCCUGAGUGAAGCAGCCCGGUCAGCCAUUGCUACUGCUGUUCUCGUAUUUUCAAACAUGUCAAAGAAAGGCUUUAGAAUACUUGAUAAUAUGAUUUGCUGCAUUUUGUACAUAUAUUUUGAAAUAUCCAUUUUUGUACAUAAUGUUUGGUUUAUGUUUACUGAAAGAUUGGUAUUAAUAUUGAUCAUGCUAGGAUUUAUUUCCCGUGACAGAUACCAUGCUUUCAUGCUUGUGCUGUUUUUCCUCAUUUCUUUAAUAUUAUACUACCAUAUAUUUAUUUUAAAGAGAAGCACUGAAAUUUAAUAAACAUUACAAGCAGGACACCACUUCCUCUUUUGCUUU
Messenger RNA from Brienomyrus brachyistius, 6734 nucleotides. RefSeq names its product calmodulin-regulated spectrin-associated protein 1-B-like. The transcript has 19 exons. Gene Ontology annotation, cellular component: microtubule minus-end. Gene Ontology annotation, biological process: negative regulation of microtubule depolymerization; neuron projection development; cytoplasmic microtubule organization. Lineage: Eukaryota; Metazoa; Chordata; Actinopteri; Osteoglossiformes; Mormyridae. The coding region runs from base 426 to 5204 and encodes 1592 amino acids. The record is from RefSeq and is a predicted model, not a curated record. Gene Ontology annotation, molecular function: spectrin binding; calmodulin binding; microtubule minus-end binding.